Messenger RNA from Capsicum annuum, 5063 nucleotides. RefSeq names its product putative cyclin-B3-1. The transcript has 23 exons. Gene Ontology annotation, molecular function: cyclin-dependent protein serine/threonine kinase regulator activity. NCBI's taxonomy places the organism in Eukaryota, Viridiplantae, Streptophyta, Magnoliopsida, Solanales, Solanaceae. Gene Ontology annotation, biological process: regulation of cyclin-dependent protein serine/threonine kinase activity; mitotic cell cycle phase transition. Gene Ontology annotation, cellular component: nucleus; cytoplasm; cyclin-dependent protein kinase holoenzyme complex. The coding region runs from base 143 to 2047 and encodes 634 amino acids. The record is from RefSeq and is a predicted model, not a curated record.
AAGAAAGGACAAGAGUGUAAAAAGCCACAUUAGCAAUUCAAAAGGGUGGAAAACCCGCUCUCCAUCUCCGCUUGUAAGCAUAAAGCAUUUGUUCAAUUGAAUUUCUCAGAUCCGAGCCAUUCAACUUUUGUUACUAAUUUCUAUGGGUAAAUUGAACUGUCAGAAUAAGAAAUCCAUCCAAAGCGGUGAUAGAUUGGGAAAAGGUGAAGCUGCUUCAUCUACAGAUGGAGUUAGACAACUCAAAAUUUACGAAGAGGCAGAUAAGAUAGAUAUCCAAAGUCGCUGCAAGGCAAAGUCUGGUGCGCUUAACACGAGUGAUGUAAAGACCAGUCGGAAGAGCUUGAAGAGUGAUAUCAAGAACGUAGAGAAGAUAAAAGAAAAAUGCAGUACUUCUGUUAAGAUAUUUGUCAAAAGAAAAGUACUGACUGAUAUCAGCAAUAUCAGGGGCAACUCUUUGAGAACCAAAUCACAUAAUAGCUCCAAAUUGGUGGAUUCAAAUGGUAAAUGGUCAAGAAUAGCAAAUAAUUCAUCAAGAAAAUCUAUCACGGGAAAUGUGAGGCCAGACUUUAAUGGAGCUGCUGGUGACAAGCAAAUCUUGACACGGGCACCAUUCAAAGAUACGAAUGCCUCCGUUGAUGAACCCAAGACCAAAAUUCAAGGCCGCAAAUCAGUUACCAUUAGAAUCAGGCCAACUGGAAGGAAUGCUCUACCGCCGUCAAGGAGGUCUUUACCGAUACUACAGCAGGUGAACGUCGAGGGUAUGAGCAAUAAAAAGAAGGGAAACUUGAGGCCAGACCUGAAUGGAGCUGCUGGUGAUAAGCAAAUCUUGGCACAGGCACCAUUCCAAGAUAUGAAAGCCCCCUUUGAUGGCACAAAGACCAAAACCCAAGGCCGUAAAUCAGUUACCAUUGGAAUCAGGACGACUGGAAGGAAUGCUCUACCGCCAUCAAGGAGAUCCUUACCAGUACUAGAGCAGGUGAACACCAAGGGUACACACAAUAAAGAGAAGGAUUAUUCCAAAGAGUUGGAGAAAGGCAAAGGAAUAAGUGGUGUUCCUGUUUCAGCAAAGCUUAAGGUGGCAGGGGAUGUUUUACCACAGCUGAGCAACCACAACAACAUCCGGAGAAAUCGAGUUAGUGAUGCCUCAGCAAGAAUGGUUCCCAAGGGUCAUGCUAAGGCAGAAAUUGGAGCAUUGAGAAGAAAAUCAGUCAAGACAGUUCUGAAAACCACUGCUAGCAGUCUCAAUUCACAAACGUCCUCAAAGAUGAACUCCAUGUCAGAUGUGCACAAAUGCACCUCUCAAGUUGCGAUUCCAUGUAAAAGACUGGAGGAUGUUAGUACCUCUUCCCUGUCAAAAUAUGCAACAUCAGAUAUUUCAGCUGAGCAACCUCAUCAAAAGGUAGUUGCUUCUAGUAGUAGUGGCAGCUUAGAUGCACCUGAAUGUUCGAUUGCCAGGAGAAAAUCUGAUCGUAGGAAGUCUUUUACGUGUUUACUGAUGGCAAGAUCAAAGCUUCUGAAGGAGCAGUGUGGAGGUGUAAAGCUGGAAGAUCUGUCACACAUUCACGAUAAUUGCAAUCAUCUAGAUGUUACUGAAUAUGUUGAUGACAUCUACCUGUAUUAUUGGGUUAUAGAGGCUCAGAAUCAGCCUAUCGAAAACUACAUGGAGAUUCAGAAGGAAAUAACACCCCAAAUGCGUGGCAUAUUGAUCAACUGGCUUAUUGAAGUGCAUUUGAAAUUUGAUUUGAUGCAAGAAACUUUAUUUCUCAUGGUUACACUCUUGGACUACUACUUAUCACUAGCAAGGGUCAAGAAGAAUGAUCUGCAGCUAGUUGGCCUUACUUCACUGUUGUUGGCAUCAAAAUAUGAGGACCUUUGGCAUCCGAGGAUCGUGGACUUACUAAGCAUCUCUGGAGAGUCAUAUACCAGAGAUCAAAUGCUGGAAAUGAUAUUUCCAACACACCCCCUCAAGCUGGAGGGUGAAAGAUAUCGAGAACUCCCAGCUUGGACAACAAAAAAUGAUGUUGUGAUGCUCCUAGAGCCUUUGUAAGCAUAUCUGCAAGUUGGAAUUUAGUAGAGAGGUACACUGGCUGCUAAGCGCUUGAAAAGCGCGCUAAGAAAGGUUCCUUCUGUCGCCCUUUCUGUGCAACAGUCCACCAGUAGCGGAAGAGAGGGUUACCGUACAUACAAGAGUCUUCCAGUUCUUACGGAAGCUCUUUCUUACCAGUCAAUCAAGUAGUACACUGUAUCUUAUCUUAUAGCCCGGCGCGGCGGGUCGCCUUUGAAAUGUUAUUCAUCAAGCCAAGCAGGUGGUUUUAUCUUUCUUGCUGGUCUUCUCUGAUCACAGAUAUUAUCCCAACAUAACUGACUUCUUAGCUCUUGCCUGAAACUUAUCACCUUUAGGCAAGUUACUAGCAUAGCAGAGACAACCAAACACUCGCAGAUGAUCAAGUCUUGGUGGUUUGGCAUGAAGUAGUUCAUAAGGGGAUUUACCACUCAAACACCUUUGAAGGUAGCUUAUUUAUCAAGUACACUGCUGUCUUGACAAAAUCACCCCAAAACCUGAUUGGCAUUCCACUCUGAAAUUUUAAAGCUCUUGCUACCUCAAGAAUGUGUUUGUGUUUUCUUUCAUCUAUCCCAUUCUGCUGAGGAGUAUAAGCACAACUACUCGUUGAAUAAUCCCAUUAGAUUUAAAUUAGAUUUAAACAAGUCAAGGCAUUUAGAAUUGAAAAAUUCUGUGCCAUUGUCUGAUCUAAACACUUUAACACAAAUAGCAAACUGAUUCUUUAUUAACAAGAGAAAGUCUUUCAACACAGUAAACACUUCACAUUUGGAAUGAAUGAGACAAAUCCAAGAAUAUCUACUAUGAUCAUCAACCAAGGUCACAAAGUAAUACUUGUUAUCAUAUGUGGGCGUUUUAUAUGGUCCCCAUAGAUCAAGAUGAACUAAGUCAAAACAAGAAUUAGAAAUAGUAGUACUAAUAGGAAAUUUCAGCUUGUGUUGUUUAGCAAAAGGACAAAUCUCACAAUCUCCAUGAAUGCUUGCUGGUACAUCGCCUUUUUGAGAUGAAAUGUGAUUCAUAGCUUCAUCUGAUGGAUGUCCCAAUCUAUAAUGCCACAAUAUACUAUCAACACUUGAUGCAUGAGCUGCCAGUACAUUAGAUUCAACUUCUUCUUACAAAGUGUAUAAUUCAUUCCUUUCCUUACCAAUCCCUAAGACUUUGCCAUUGGAGAGAGCCUGAAAGAUGCAAAAAUCAGUGAAAAAAGGUACAGCACAAGAUAGCUCCUUGGUCAACUUGGAAACUGAGAACAAGCUGAAUUUAAAAUCUGGAACAUGGAGUACAUUUGUUAUUUCAUGUUCUCUUAAAACAAAUGUUUUUCCCGCACCAAGAAUUUCUGAUUUAUCACCUGUAGGGACCUGUACUUGACUAUUAGGUCCAUUCCCCUUUAAAUCUUUCAAAGAUUUGAGUAAUUCCUUAUAUGUAGUAAUAUGAUAUGAGGCACCUAUGUCAAUUCUCCACUCAAAACCAAUGGUUUUAGACAACAAAGAGUGAAUACCUGCCAUAUUAGACACACAAUCAGCUUCAUUUGCUUUGGUCAUCAUGUGUUUCAUCUGCUCAAAUUGUUCAUUCGAGAAAAAAUACCCCUGACUUUUAGAGGAUGAAGCUUCCCCUGCUGUUGCAGUAGCGUGUCGUGGGGUUUGAAGGCUGGUGUUGAAGUAGACUGAGCAGACUUAUUAGGAAAUUGUCGAGCACUGGUUGACUGUCCACCAUAAGAGGGGUUAUGCAUAGGAGCCCUAGUAUGCUCAUAUCCAUUUUUAUACCCUUGAUCACCUGGAGGUUUAAAGUUGGAACCAAUUUUCUUCUUACUUUUGAAGUCUGGUGGAUAGCCUACUACUCUAUAACAAUCAGCAACAUUGUGAUUUCUAUAUCCACAUAUUUCACAAAACAUCUCAGAGGUCUUAUGUGAUGGUCUUUGUGCCCUUACUACGAGCAAAGUUAAUGGUUCCUUGUUGCUAUCAGUGACUCCUCCUGAGUCACAGUAGCAUAAGCUUCAUUUACAGUAACUAUAGGAGUUUAGAGAGUAUACUACUCUUGAUCUGACUAUAACUUUCAUUCAGUCCCAUAAGGAACUGGAGAAGCCUUUGAGAUCUGAGAUGCUAUAGGUAUUGUCGCGAUUCAGCACAAUCACAAUGAGGUAAAGGAACCAUAACAUCAAGUUCAUCCCAGAAAUCUUUCAUCUUAGAGUAGUAAGUAGUAACGGAAUCCAUACCUUGUUUCAAUGUCGCAAUCUCAGUCCAGAGGUGAUAAAUUCGAGUCAAGUUUGAUCUAUCAAAUCUCUCUUUGAAAUCAAUCCAUACCUUCUUUGCAUUUGACGCAAACACAAUACUUGGCAUCAACUCCUUUGCCACUGUACUACCAAUCCAAGAGAGCGCUAUUGCAUUGCAUUUUUCCCAAAGUUCUGCCAAUUCACCUCUGUAUUGAGAUUUGAGACAUGAACCAUCUACAAAACCUAAUUUCCCUUUGCCUCAAAGUGCCAAAGUCAUAGAUCUGCUCCACAGCGCAUAAUUUGUAAGACUCGUGAGCUUGAUAGGAAUUAGUACAAUACCUGGAGUAUCGAAAGCUUGAAGAUACAAGGGAUGAUGGUGGUCAAUCGUAACUGCUGUAGUUCCUGAUGAGGAUACACUAGCACUGGAGUCCGCCAUGGAAAACCAAAGUCAAGCUUCAAAGUUGUCGAAAUGAGGCUAGGAUGAAGAUCGCUGCUCUGAUACCAUGUCACAAAUACAAAAUACUAGCUAAUUACAGUAAGAAUAUCAAAGAACUAAGCAACUGGUAGCAUUCAUUUAGAGAGAGAUUUUUUUUAUUUUUUUUUUUAGAGAGAAUAGUUGCAAUUCUCAUUGAUUCAUAUUUUGUUAGCUUACAAUGAAAGCAAAUGGGAGUAUUUAUAGACUCCAAGUCUCAACUCACUAUCACUCAACAUGUGCACAACAUGUGUUUGUUAUAACUAACUCUAACCAACCCCUCAUUCCUUUUAGCUUUAUUUUCUUUGGCUAGAUAUUUCCAACAC